Molecule: messenger RNA, 5907 nt
Organism: Podarcis lilfordi (Lilford's wall lizard)
Lineage: Eukaryota; Metazoa; Chordata; Lepidosauria; Squamata; Lacertidae
Source: the annotation of a GenBank genome assembly
ACAUUUGCCAGCGUCGGGUGAUUGGUUGGGAAAGCACAGGAGCGCACUGCGCAGCCGCGUAGCUCGAGCGAGAGAGAAAAGAAAGAAAGAAAGAAAAGUGCUGCUGUCUGCGACCGGCGAAGAGUCGGUUGCGCAUGCGCCGCGUGGGAGACGCUAGGCUGGAUUGCUGAAGAAGAAGAUGGACGAGCUUCAGUCUGCAGAGGAGGUAACGGUUCCUAAGGGCAGCGGCGUCCCUCCUCCUCCUCCUCCUCUUGGCGGGCGGGCGGGCGGCCGUGGAAGGAAGGGACGGCGCGCCCCUUUCUUCCGUAGCUGCGGGGACCUCCGUGGGGAGGGCGGUGGCGAUGGCGGGGUCCGCCCCUUUGCCCAUUGUCGGCCACGUUCCCGUUCCUGGAAGGUCGCCUGGCCCUCCUCUCUUGCCAGCCCCGGCGCUCCCGCCGCUUCCAGCCCUUGGGCUGAGAGGAGAGAUGCCGCCGCCAGGCUGCCUUACAAGCCCCGGGGUACUUUUCCUGCUGGCGGUGCUGCAUCUCCCCGCUCCCCCCGUGGUAGGGAUGGCUUGGGCCAGAAAGCGCCGCUCUUCGUACACGCAUUUGGGAGGUGCGCGUGCAGCAAGCCGAAGAAAUAAAUCUCUUGCCGGCUGGUCUAAUGGCCCAGGUUCUUGUCCUAAGGGAAACUUCGCAAAAUCGAAGAGGGAAGGGAAUUUGCCCCUCUUAAAGAAGAAGAGAAGGAAACUGGCAGGUUUCAUCUGGGGUGUGGCGGGAUCUCCUUUUGGCAUUCAGAAGUUACUGUUCCAUCAAAUCCAUGGUUAUGUGGCUAUAGAAAAGAGAUCCUCAGAUAUUCUUUCAGUGUUCAACUGAAUGUCCUAACCCUAAUCAUGAUCAGGUAGUAAACGUGGCCCAGGGUCAAAGGUGAGAUGGAGCCUCAUGUACUCCUCUCUGCAGAUGAGAUAUGUGUCUCAGUGAGUCAUAAACAUGUAUUUCAUAAAAUUUAUAUACGAGGAUUGAAAAACAAAAAACCACCGACACCUCAAAACCUUUAUUAUCAUUUAUAGUAAUGUUUAUUAUAUAUGAUAAUAAAAAUAUAAAAGAAAAAAGGGGGGAAGAUAAGAGUUGCCUUGAUGCAUGAGUGCCAGAAAGGCCUCCACAUAUUUAUGAAUAGAUUGUAAAAGGGGAGUAAAGGUAAAGGGACCCCUGACCAUUAGGUCCAGUCGCGGACGACUAUUGGGUUGUGGCGCUCAUCUCGCUUUACUGGCUGAGGGAGCCGGCGUUUGUCUGCGGACAGCUUCCAGGUCAAGUGGCCAGCAUGACUAAGCUGCUUCUGGCGAACCACAGCAGUGCACGGAAACGCCGUUUACCUUCCUGCCAGAGCGGUACCUAUUUAUCUACUUGCACUCUGAUGUGCUUUCCAACUGCUAGGGUGGCAGGAGCAGGGACCGAGCAACGGGAGCUCACCCCGUCGCGGGGAUUUGAACUGCCAACCUUCUGAUUGGCAAGCCCAAGAGGCUCUGUGGUUUAGCGCCACCCGUGUCCCUAAAAGGGGAGUAGUUGUGGCCUUUUAUGUGUUCCCUGGCCAUUAUAUAUGCCUACCACCUCUAUUCUAUAAGUGUUUGAAGGGAUGUUAAACAUAUGCUUUUAUGUGACUGCUUAAGAAGUUCAUUUGCUGCAGUUAUAAGCAUUAAGGAAUCGCUUGGCACACUUUGCGAUGGCAGGAUUCUAUGUCUGGUGAAGUAGAAACACAGCGUUAGAUGCUUAGGGAAAUAAAUCAAAUCUGAUUAAUGUUUGAAGCAUUAGCCUGUUUGUUAAAACUACAUUUGUGUCAGUACUGCAAAUUGCUUACUUGGUUUAAAUGUUAUCUCUGGCUUCUUUUUCUCUUCUUUCCCCCUGCAAGACUGCGUUUAUUGUGGAUGAAGUAAGCAACAUUAUAAAAGAGGUAGGAUGGUGUUUAUGCUACAUAUAUCCUCAUUCCACAGCAUCUGCUAUAUUUCCACUGCACCCCGUAACUCCCUUUAAAAAGAUAAAUAUAUCACUGCUGCAUUGUGGAAAAUACACAUUGCACUGAAUUGUAAGGCUGCAAUCACUCACACUUACCUAGGAAUAGGUCUCAUUGAACUCAGUGGUACUUGUGAGUAGACAUGCCUAAGUUUGUGUUGUAAGCCCACAUUUAAAGUGGCAACAUGAGCUAUGUAAACAGCCUCUUAACACACAUUGCAAUGUGAAUUAUUUAAAUUUUGCUCCGAAAUAUGUGUGGGUCUGUGUGCUCAUAAUUUUGUUAUUGGUGUAUACAUUUUGUACAAUUACAUACAGAUACAUAUUAUUUCAUUUGAAACAUUUCUAGGGGAUUGUGACUCGCUGGCUCUGUUUUGUGAACAUUUCACCUCUCCAGCUAGUGAUAUAGUGUCUUAAAAGUAUGAAAGCGGCAAAGCAGGGCAGUUCCCACAAGUGAAAGGGAUGGGAGGGAGGACCAGAAUCUCUUGAAUACAUAGAAAACAUUUCUGCAUAUGCAGAUUGUCUCUCCGAGGGGAAAAACCCACUCCCCCAACUUUACUUUAUAGUCCCUCAUGCUAUGUUGAAUUCACUCUGGAGGUGACUCCUGAUCUGCAGGGAUGAUUUUUCUGGGAGUAUCAAGAGCUGCAGUGGGAAGAGGAGUAGAGGCUCGUUGGCCUUAUGUCAUACUUUUAAUCCCAGCCAGCCUGUAUAGAAGAAACAAUCCUAUUUUGAUAUCCUCAUAGAAUUGCAUUCAUAAAGGUUUUUACCUCUCUUUUUAAACGAUUAAGCAUAUCAAAUUUAGGACUUCGUCUUGUAAUAUGAACUGACUUCUGGCCUAAUCUGCAAGCUAGUUAAAUCUACUUGAAUCACCGUGGUGACAUCAGUAUUUAAUGUAUGUACCUUGGCUUAAAUGGAGUGGACUGUUCUAUUUCAUGAGAUUCCAACUUCAGGAAUAAUCUUUUGGUUACUUGCAGCUAUAGAAUUAAUAUAGUUAGUAGAUGUAGAGCAAAUUUACUCUAGUUAUGUGUUACCUGGGUACCAGUGUCUUGUUUGCUAAUCGUCUGUUGUGGCAACCUUCCUGGCGAUUAGUGAAGGCUUAGGAGCACAAGCUAAAUAUGUUGUACAUGCCAUUCUUUGUUAAGCAAAUAUAUAAUUGGUAACUUAUCAAGUAUGUACAACUCAUCUGUGUAAAAAACCUGCAUGCCUCCCUUGCAUGUUUUGUGGUGGUGGUGGUGCUGGUGUUUAUUACUCACUUUUCACCCUAAAGCCCCAAGGCAGGUUACAGCAUUAAAAACAUUAAAAACAAUUUAAAAUAAUAGGGCUAUUAGAUGCUAGUACACUCUGCUACAGUAAUGUUUGCAAAUAUAGAAUCUGCACGAAAAAGCAUGAAAGGACCACAACUUAGUGACAUUCAAUGAACAGCCACUCCCUUGUUCUCAGUCUUGGCACUAAUGCUUUACAGAGUGUGAAAUCUAUGCCUACAACCGCAGGAUAAGACUGAGUAAGCCAGACACCCAUUUAUUACAGAGGGUAUUGAUUUGGGCUGUUUAGCCUCUUGUUGCAAGAUCUCAUUGUCACUCCCUCUGUAGCUUCAGAAGUGGAAGACGUCUUUCUCCCUCUAUGUGUUUCUGGUGAUACAUUAAAUGUUGUUCAUAACGUUCCUAAUAUUUUUUAGGUACUGGGGAAAGACCGAAAAGCAACACAGUCCCUGCCUCCAUGCUUACAAUCUGUCAAACACAGCACAUAAGAGAUGUGUUACUGUUCAACAGGUGCCUGUGCUCACCUGAACACCAUCACUGGUGGCACUGCAGCUCACCAUGAGGGGUGAGGUUGGCACACUGCUUGGAUCCUAGGUUGCCUCAAUCCCACCCCUGCUGCACUCCCAGAACACCAACAGUGCAGUUACUGCCCACAGAGCUUUUUACAUGCAUGGCCUUCGCAGUGGACAUUGUCUCCCACUGGCAGAGAAGUGUGUCUGCUCCACUGUAAUUAGGAUUGCAGUUGCCUCAGAAUAAAUAUGAGGCGCCAUAUUGUUGGUUACCUGCCCAAAUCAUUCUUGCAAAGGUGGGGGGGUGUCUGUGUGUGUUUGGAACUCUUGAGAUUGAUCCACCACCUCACAGAUGGCAGCUCAAGCUAGCAUUUCAGUGAUCAUUGCUUAUCAGUAUGGCUGUUAAUUGGUUCUGGGUUUUCCUUCUUGUUUGAUGGUGUGAUCUGUGUUUGAUGGUGUGAUCUGUGUUGCUUGGAAAAAACAUUGACAUAUUUAUUCUAGCUUUUGAAAUCAAUGCAUGCUUUUUAAAAAAUUAAAAUUCCAUAGCAGCCUGGUGGUAAUUUGAACCUCUCUUUGUUUGCAGGCCAUAGAAGGAACAAUAGGUGGCAAUGCAUAUCUGCACAGCAAAGUGAAUCAAUGGACUACAAGUGUUGUAGAGCAAAUUCUGAGUCAUCUCACAAAGCUGGGGAAACCUUUCAAAUAUGUUGGUAAGUGAAUGGGUUUCUGUGCUCAUUGUAUUAUUGUUUUGACAAAUGGUUUUGAGUAAAACCGAAAAUUAAACUCUAAAAUGGAAAUUGCAGGUGAGGGGGCAAAAACUCUCGGUGAUUAGUUUAAUAACUGCUGUGACCCUAAAAGGUCAUUUAAGAUAAGAGAUGUUUACAUAGGCGUUUAAGGCUAAAAACAGAUGUGGAUGUAACUGUGUAGCUUAUGCCAUGGAAACAUUCCAUUUUCUAACAAUACUAUAUCUUCAAUUUACAGUGACAUGUGUGAUUAUGCAAAAGAAUGGUGCUGGACUUCAUACUGCAAGCUCUUGCUUCUGGGACAACUCUGCUGAUGGUAACAAGAAUGUUUUAAUACUUUGUCUUAGUUUCUCCAUUGAAAUGUUUCACAAGAUAUUUGUGUGACUCCAGAAGAGAAAAAUCAACAUACACCUGUUCUGUGGUAAUAAACUUCUAAUACUAGAAGUUACAAGUGAACAUGGGGCAAGUUGUUCUUGUUAGAAGUGCCUUAUUCCCUUAUUUCCCUAGGGUAGCUAGUAGAGCAUCUCUGCUUUAAAAUUGAAGGAUUGUAGAGUUGGAAGGAGCCCCGAAGAGUUGCCUCUUCCAACCUCCUGUAAUGCAGGAAUCUCGGCUAAAGCAUCCAUGACAGAUGACCAUUCAACCUCUGCUUUAAAACCUCCAAGGAAUGAGAGUCCACCAUCUUCCACUGUCGAACAGCUCUUACUGUCAGAAAGUUCUUCCUGAUACUUAGUUGGAAGAAUCAUCAUCACCAGUGAAUAAACAUAUAUGCUUCCUGUGGAAGAAUAAAGUGUGACUGAAUGUUGGUGUAAUGUGGUUCAAUAAUUUUAGGUUCCACUGCUCCAAAUGAUGGGAUGUUGCCUAUGUGGUACGGAGUUGGCUGAGGCUUAAACUUAGCAAGUGUGGCUUAAGAUGCAAUAGAUCUGUUCUAUGUGUUCUUUAAAUUGAAAGCUAUGAAUUUUAUGAUCUGAUGUAGUUCUUCUGUAUAUAGUAUGGCCACCUGAUUGACUGACUUCUCUUUUUGUAGGAACCUGCACUGUGAGAUGGGAGAACAAGACUAUGUACUGUAUUGUCAGUGCCUUUGGACUCGCAAUAUAAUUGCCUUGGAAUUCUUCAGCCUUUGUGUCAUCCCUUCCAUUUCAUAUAUCCACUAAAACUGUGAAUUCAGUGAACAACUUUCUUUUUAAAGAACUUCUGUCUUCUUCCUGUGAGAAAAUGGGGAAGCAAUUUCUAUGCUGUUACAUAAACACAUCACCUCUUAUCCAUAUCAAAUCACUUCCUGUCUUAACACUUUAAGGACUCUUUUCUCAAGGUGCUAAAACCUGAAACAUGCUGCACUUCUUCAGCUUUAUUGCAACUGGUUUGAAUAAGACUAAUUUCACACAAUGCUUUUGUUUGUUAUUAAAUUAUUGAAGUUCUG